AUGUCCGCCGCGCUGCUGUCCGCCUUCUACGACCUGGACUUCUUGCGGCGCCGGACGGAGAAGUCGCUGGCCAGCCUGAGCCUGGGCACGGGCGCGCCGGACGCCAAGGCGGUGGGUGCGCCCUUGGCCCGACGACUCGAGCCCGAGGUGCGGGGCCGGGACCGCGCGCGCAGCGACGGCGACGGCAGCGGCAGCCUAGCCGAGCUCCGGCCCCAGCUGCAGCUCCAUCUCCAGCCGCUGCAGCCCCAGCCCCAGCCCCUGCCCCUGCCCCGGGGCCCCUCGGCGCGCUACAAGACGGAGCUGUGCCGGCCCUUCGCCGAGAGCGGCGCCUGCAAGUACGGCGACAAGUGCCAGUUCGCGCACGGCGGCCACGAGCUGCGCAGCCUGGCGCGCCACCCCAAGUACAAGACCGAGCUGUGCCGCACCUUCCACUCGAGCGGCUUCUGCCCCUACGGGCCGCGCUGCCACUUCGUGCACAACGCCGACGAGCGCCGGCCCGCGCCCCCCGCCCGGCCGCGCCUGCAGCACAGCCUGAGCUUCGCGGGCUUCCCUUCCCGCUCGCCUCCGUGCGCCCCGUCCUGCCGCUCGCCCGAGCCGCCCGGCGCCGUCUUCGCCCCCGGGCCCGAGCGCCGAGACCUCCGGGCCCUGGCCGCGCCCCCCAGCCCCCCGGACUCGCGGUCGGACCGCCACAGCCGCCCCCGGAGCGGCUCCCUGAGUCCCGGCAGCAGCAGCCUCAGCGGUUCCGACUCGCCCGGCCCGGACCCGGCGCGCCGCCUGCCCAUCUUCAGCCGCCUCUCGGUGUCCGACGACUGA
Molecule: messenger RNA, 813 nt
Organism: Suncus etruscus (white-toothed pygmy shrew)
Lineage: Eukaryota; Metazoa; Chordata; Mammalia; Eulipotyphla; Soricidae
Gene: ZFP36L2
Product: ZFP36 ring finger protein like 2
Exons: 2
Coding region: 1-813 (270 amino acids)
Molecular function (GO): mRNA binding; metal ion binding
Source: RefSeq, a predicted model, not a curated record